AUGAUUGUCCAAGAUUCCGAUAUUAUUCAAAAAAUCAAUUAUUAUUUACCUGAUCAAAUCCGUGUAUGGGGUUAUGUGGAGACUCAAAAGUCAUUUCAUGCAAAGAAAUUAUGCGAUUCAAGGAAAUAUGAAUACCUUUUACCAACUUAUACCCUGAUGCCACUAUUUGAUCAACAGCAACUACAACAACAAAAAGAAGAAAUAUGGAAAUUAAAACAACAAUUUAGAAUAUCAAAAGCUCGAUUGGAUCAAUUUAAACAAGUCAUGACAAGGUUUAUUGGAACCCAUAAAUUUCACAACUACACUAUUAAACAUGAUGACAGCGAAAUGUAUGUGAAGCGACAUAUUAAAUCUAUCAUUGUGGAUGAUCCUCAAGUGGUGAAUGAUAAUCAAAUGGAAUGGAUACGAAUUCAUCUACAUGGUCAAUCCUUUAUGUUACAUCAAAUACGAAAAAUGAUAUCGAUGGCGAUACUUACUCUACGAACGGAAACUCCUCUAUCCAUUAUUGAUCGAACAUUUGAAGAUGGGAAAAUCAACAUUCCAAAAGCUCCUGCAUUAGGAUUAUUAUUGAAUCAACCGGUAUAUGAUGGAUAUAAUGCAAAGAUUGAUCUUGACCAAAGAGAACCUAUUCUUUUUGACAAAUACAAGGUUGCCAUGGAAUCGUUCAAGAAAUCAUAUAUUGAUGAUACUAUUUUCAAGACAGAAAUGGAACAUAGAAUAUUUGAUGAAUUUCUUGAUACAUUUGAUAAACAUUAUCCUAUAGAUUUAGAUUAUAAACGUGCUCAAGAAUCUAUUGAUACUGUUAAUCAAUUGAUUCAUGCUAUUGCUGCACUUGCACAUAUUGAACAACCUUUGUAUAUGAAUCGUCUUGCCAUACAAAAGUUAAAGAUUGAAAAGGAACCUCUGGAUACUGCCUAUCAAGAAGCAGAAACAAAACUCAAUUGUGGAUUGGAAGAAGAGAAGAAACGUACAGCAAAGGGAAUUGAAAAAGCUACGGCAUUGGUGAAGGAAACAAAGGAAAAUUUGGAUGUGAUGGAAGGCAAAGUACGGGAACUGGAGGAACCUAAUGAAAAAAAUGAAGUGGAUCAUCGGACAUUGGUAAAGUACCGUGAAGAUGUUACAAAAUUACUGGAUGAUGUAAAUGAACAUUUUAAAUCAGAAAAAGAACUCAAGGAACAAGUAGACGAUAUCGAAUUAUCAUUGCAACAGGUUGUUGAUGAUAAUGAAAGAGUCAAAAAGGUACGGGAAUUGAUCAAGAUCAGUGACAUGUCAUUAUUGGAAGCUAUUCUCGAUUUACGUCAAUCCAACAAAGAAUCAAGUGUUGGAAAAGGUCAAGUUUAUUUUCCUGAAAUUGCUUUUCAAUCUUUGAAAGAAGCUCGUGAACUAUAUCCUGAUCUACCUAGUGUUGAACCUCCUCAAGAAUAUAAGAAUGAAGCUGAUGAUACUGGUGCUUACUAUUCUCCUAUGCAACGUUAUCUUUGGGAUGUACGAAAACGAUUGACGACGUUGUUGGAAUGGUGCGAUAACAAAGUAUUGGAUCUUAUGGAUCAUGAAUCGAAACAAUUAGUGGCUUUGGGUGAAAAGGUGGAUCAAUGGAAUAUGGAAAGACGUCGCUUAGUGUUAGAUAUCAUUUCACAAUAG
This is a messenger RNA of Halteromyces radiatus, 1641 nucleotides long. RefSeq names its product pseudouridine synthase. Gene Ontology annotation, cellular component: nucleus. The transcript is spliced from 11 exons. Bases 1 to 1641 code for a protein of 546 amino acids. Gene Ontology annotation, biological process: mRNA pseudouridine synthesis; tRNA pseudouridine synthesis. NCBI's taxonomy places the organism in Eukaryota, Fungi, Mucoromycota, Mucoromycetes, Mucorales, Cunninghamellaceae. The record is from RefSeq and is a predicted model, not a curated record. Gene Ontology annotation, molecular function: RNA binding; pseudouridine synthase activity.